AUGGUCCCUGUGGGACCUGGAAACCUGCGACAGACAGAUAUCACAGAGGUGAAACAGGGGGGGGGGGGGCAACAUGGAAGGUUGCAGCCAUCCACCGUGAAGCUAUCCGUUGUACUUGUGCUCUUCUUGAGCUUGGGGAAGAGCUCGGCUCAAAACCCGCAGUUUGCCAUCUUCUACUACCCGACCGAUUUCGGUGAAAUAUCUUUUGAAUUAACAGACGGUUGUCCUGACCUGAACUCAUGCGUCCCCGGCUUCGAAAACAUGACGAUCUCCGGAAUUUGUGUCACUGGCAUCUGGAUAUUCUACUCCGAAAAGAACUACAACUCUGGGGGCUAUGGAUCGGCUGAAUGGAUGUUUGGGGUCGAUUACUGUUUGAACUCGGAUCCCGACGACUUCGAAUUCUCAUCCCUCAGGCAUGCAGGGCGUCAAAGCAACUUCGAUGCAAAUACGAUCACGCUUUACGAAUUCCCUCUGUUCUCGGGGAAUCAAUUCCUCGACUUGGCAGACCUUCCCGAGGUUCCGAUGGACGACGUCGACUCCAUCAUCAUCACGGGUGAAAGUGACUGGACCAUCUAUUCGCUCCCAAACUUCAUCGGGAUCGAGCGAUGCCUAGAGACCUGGCCUGGAAUGCUCGUGGGUUUUUUCCCGAACCUCUCCGAUCUCGAGAUGAACUCGGUCAGGUCCUUCCGGGAAGGUUGCUUCGACGACGAGAAGAUCCAGCGUCGCUCAGACCGACACGGCGAGGUCGUCACGGAAAGGGAGUGAUGUGUCUUUCCACGAUUCUUCCCGCAGAAAUAAACGACAUCGAGUUGUAGACUCGAUAUAUAUACGAGCCUAAGAGUAGAG
Darwinula stevensoni is the source of this 846-nucleotide messenger RNA. NCBI's taxonomy places the organism in Eukaryota, Metazoa, Arthropoda, Ostracoda, Podocopida, Darwinulidae. The record is from the annotation of a GenBank genome assembly.